Molecule: messenger RNA, 9285 nt
Organism: Homalodisca vitripennis (glassy-winged sharpshooter)
Lineage: Eukaryota; Metazoa; Arthropoda; Insecta; Hemiptera; Cicadellidae
Product: metal cation symporter ZIP14-like
Exons: 8
Coding region: 207-1433 (408 amino acids)
Biological process (GO): zinc ion import across plasma membrane; intracellular zinc ion homeostasis
Cellular component (GO): membrane
Molecular function (GO): zinc ion transmembrane transporter activity
Source: RefSeq, a predicted model, not a curated record
GUAUGGUCGUCAGUCGUCGUCUUCAAAUGUCAGACGGUAGGCGAUCAGACGUUGGUGCGAAGUGCUCGUUCCGAGUGUAGAUAGUUGAUUCUUGGAAGUGUUGUUCCUAUUGAACAUUGCCUAGUUUUACUGUCUUGUUUGAUGAAAUAAAAUGUCUGUUGUUAGAUGACAAUUUUAGAAUUUAUUGAAACAUUUUUAAACGGAAAAUGUUUUCCAAAUUGUUGGUGAUAUUUACGGUUUUAUUUUCUUCCGUUUCUCUUGCUGAAGUUCAGACGGAUUGUGCUUCAGAUGUUUAUAAUUUUAGUUCCUCUCAAUUACAAGUUCUCAUAGAUCGAGUUUCCAAGUGCUCAGAUGAUAAAAAGAUUUUGAAAAAGCAGGUGUUCAACUGCCUGCUUAAUGAACAAACUGAAUCUCAGAACAGUGACAAACUUCAAACAAGAUCAAAACCUACAACGAGUGAAGUAUGGUGUCUAGGACUGAUGUUUGUGACUGCCAUCAGUCUCUGCUCUCUACUGGGUGUCAGUGUGUUACCACUUAUGCAGAAAGCAUUCUACAAGCAGAUGCUGACCGCUCUCAUUGGUCUAGCUGUUGGAUCUCUCACCUCCAGCUCCCUCUUUCAUCUCAUUCCUCAGGCUCUAAAUUUGAUGGAGGGAGAUAUUGGACACAGCUAUCUCAGAAUCUCAUUGAUGAUGUGGUCAGGAGUUUGGGUCUUCUUCAUGAUUGAGAGGAUCAUGAAAGUGAUUAACGAUGAGAGGGAGAGACGGAGCAAGAAAGUACCAGGAAGCACUGCAUUACGGAGCCCAGACAGCUUCCUGCCCAGUGAGAAUCCCAUCUAUGAAUGCCAAGAGCAAGCCAUCAAGGCUUCGUUUGGCCACCAACAGAAGCCAAAACUGUGUCAUGGAACCGACCACGUGCUACGGUUUCAGAAGGGAUCAGACAACGUGAUUGCCACUGUCGCGUGGAUGGUUGUGUUCGGAGAUGGGAUACAUAACUUCAUAGACGGGUUGUCCAUCGGUGCAGCAUUCAAUGAGAGCAUUUUGACGGGCAUCAGUAUCAGCGUUGCCGUGAUGUGUGAAGAGUUCCCUCACGAGUUGGGAGACUUUGCCGUGCUGCUGAAUGCAGGGAUGACCAUGCGGCAAGCUCUGCUUUACAAUUUCCUAUCCGCCUGUACCUGUUAUUUGGGCCUCUUUGUCGGCAUCAUGCUGGGCGAGAUUGAGGCCAGUGUCUAUAUAUUCGGCUUUGCAGCUGGAAUGUUCCUAUACAUUGCUCUAGUUGAUAUGGUGCCUGAGAUGAAUGAAGUGGCUGAGGAAGCAAGCAAGCGAAGUGUGGGCAGUGCACUAACAACUCUUCUGCUGCAGAAUAUAGGUAUGGGGACAGGUGUGCUGGUGUUGUACCUGCUAGCUCGAUACCAGGACCACAUAGACUUUACGUAGCCGUCAACUUGACCACGGCAUUAUUUACUUAGUUCUAUUGUUGUCUAUACUUAUUUUUCUUUAAAUAAUUUAGUUGAAUUUAUCAAAAAACAACAGAUUGAAAUCAGUGUUCACAUAGGUUUAGUGAUAUCGGACACAUUUACGAUCUGAGAACCGGUGAAUACCGUGUAAAACUGUCAAAAACAUAACACUGUAUGUGCAAUAUAUGUUUUGAAGAUAACCAAAUUUACAUAGUAAAUGCAGGUUGAGUUUAAAAUUGUUUUGAUUGAUUCAUAAUCUUUAUUCAAGUUUUUUCAUGCUGUUUGCAGAUUCUUUUCUUUAAGUGUUUUAGUUUACAACUAAAAUAAUUAUUUAAAUAAUUGUUUAAAUUGUAAAUGCGUCGAUGUUGUGAAAAUCUAUUAAAAAAUAUUGUUUUCUUCAUUCAAAUGUAGAAGGUGUGUAGUACAUCAGUAUUAAGUCUAUAGUAUAAUCAAUGUAUUUUUGAGUAAUUCUGUAUCAAACCUGUAUUUGAUGUUAAAACAUUCAUCUGAAAAAAUGUUCAGUAUUUUUUUCCCUAGAAAUAUGUAUGAGUUAAAUUGAAAUUGUACUAUUGAUUGGAAGUAUUAGUAUUCUAGUAUUGAUAGCGUCAAUAUGUUGUAAUAGAACAUUUUUAGACAAAUUCAGUAAUUUAUUUCAAGAAAUGUGAAUUCAAGUCCAGUUAUAAAUUAAAGUUGUUCGUAAUAAAUUAAUACAACAUGAGUGGAACAUAAAACUGUGUUCUUGGCUCUGAAAGCAUUUAUUUAAAAUGACAAAAAUACUGCUGUGUUGGUGUUUAGUAACCGUAGGGAAACUAUUUCACUAUUGUACUGUAUCAGCAACAUCUUUGGUAAUCUCAACCUGUUUAAACCCAUUGAGGUAGUACUUAUAUAAGCCUCUGCAGACCUGGUAGCAGCAAUUAAUUUAGGUGAAAAUGUAAGAGUUUAGUUAUACCGUAAUAACUUUUUUGUUUUGUUUAUGAUAGAAUAAUUAAAUUUGAAACACUGUUUAAAAUAAUUGUUCCUAUACAUUAUUGUAUAAAAUUAAAAGAAACAAAUUGCUUUAUUUAAAAACUUUUAGUUACAUUAAAAACGUUUUGUAAAAAAGAGAUCAAAAUAAAAAACCCAUUUUAAAGUAAAACAUUUCAAACUGCGUAUUUAGCAUUUUUUAAUAGUCCAUAACGUUUUAUCCACAGGAAAAAAUAAUUAACCAUAUAUCUCAAAAUUUAAACUAAAACAAAUACAAAAUUAAAUACUCACCACUGUUUUUAAAUGACUGCUUUUUUACUCAGCACACGACCAAGCACCAAGUAACCAGCACGUGUGUCUACCUCAAUGGGUUAAGUUUUAGUUUUGUAGUUGUCAUAGUUUUAUUUGAAUGUAUACUGUACACAUAUACUUAUUUUAGAUGUUUUGAACAGUCUAGUUGUAUAAAACGGUUAAACUGCAUCCUUUGUCUAAAUGAAAUUGUUUUGAACUGUAUUAGUUGUGAAAAGAAUGAAAAAAGAGACCGCUGUUGAUCUGUAUUUCAGAAAUAGUUAUGUUUGUGUCGGAUGUAAUGCUUAAUAAUACCAUUAAUUGGUAGGAGUGUAUAGGAAUGGAUUUUGUAAGUGAGGCAGGAGCAGACAAAAUUGAAUUUUCCUUCCUAAAAGUUUUAAUUUUCUUUUAUUAUUUUAACUCUUGAACUGUGGUUCAAUUUAAAAUAGGGAUGAAGCUUAAAAGCUAACAAAAUCCACGUGUUGUAUUGAAAUUUAUUUUAGACAAUAUCAUUUGAUUAAAACUACAAAUACAUUAAUUGGAAAUUAUGUUUUCUAAAUAUAUACUAGAGUACAAGUGGUACAGUUUAACUAGAAACGAUAGUAACAAGUACAUAGUAGUAACAAUUACAAUUUUCGGCGUACGCUUGGUUGAUUUAGUCUAGGAAUUUGAAGUAAAGUGAACUUUAAUAACAAUUCCUAAAUUUUACUGUCCCAAAUUUUAUACAUAAGUAGGCUUACCUCGGUAAACAGCCAUUUACUUUUAAAAUGGAAGUUUGGUAUGAUUAAUUUAUUACUAAAUAAUCUCCACUCUUUUGAACAAUGAUGUAAUUACCAAAAUUUAAUUAAAACCCUUAUUUUCUUUACUAGCACUUACUUGCAAAUAAUAAUUAUAAAAUGUAUUUAGAACCAAUUACAAUAAUUAAAAUGUUAUCAGUUAACAAAACAAUUUUUAUUAAUGAGAUUGGUAAUGUUAUAAUCAUUUGUGCCUGACUGCAAAAUUCCAUUUCUAAAACUAGCAAAACUAUGGUCCUGCCAGUUUCCUGUUUUAUAUAUAGUGUUAGUGUUAUAACCUGAUCUUCUUGUAGAGUCAUUCGAACAAAUAAGUUAAGAACACUGUACACCAAACUAUUAGUAAUUAAACUAGUCACUAUUGUCAUGUAGAUGAGAAGGAACCUAACAUCUAAAACAAAAAAAUAAUUUAUAAACUCAGGGCAGGUUCUACGUGACAUAAUUUGUGAGCAGUAAGAAAGAAUUAUGUGUUUAUCAUUCUGUGUAAUGUCGUUGGGUAUACAUUAACCAAUCAAUGAUCAUUAUAAAAAACAGUGAUCCAUUAACUCACAAGAAGUUAUUUUCUUUCUGGAUUAUAUCUUUGUUUUUCUUAUUAUUCUUGGAUAGAAAUAUGGAAUUUUUGCAAGAACUUUUGACUCGUCAAAUUCUAUUGCGUGUUUGAUUUUGUAACUGUAUAACCAAACACAGCCAUCACCGCUAUGGCUGAUUUUUCUGUAUCCUGAUGUUCCAUGCAGGAGAGGUACCAGCUACUUUGCCACCCUGUGUAAAACAACUUUUUAUGACCUCCCACUUUUAGUGAGAUGGUGUUUAACCCUCACUAAGUAUGUAACCAUUUAGACAUUCCAUCCUGGCCUUUACUACUCUCUGUGUUAUUACACAUUCUCUAUAUACUGCCAAAAAAAAAGAAUUAAUGACUUCUAAAGCAUCAAAAGCGAGGACAACAAGUGUAAGCAGUCUGCAAGCUAGGCCCUCUGUGUUCAACAGAGGACAAUUAUAUCCUCUCAGUUUUGACAGAUAUGUUUUCUUUGUUUACUGUUCAUUAUUAACAAUGGAUGAUUUGAAAGUAUAAGAGGAUUACUGACAUUUACCGUGAUUAUUUUUUUCUUUUUGUUAUUAGUUUAAAAUAAUAUAAACACAAUGCUUUAAGAACAAAAUCAAUCACAGAUUUAAGCACGCAAAAGUAAACCAUUCGAGACAAAGCAAUCACACUGACCUUGAAAUCAUCAUACGAAGUGGGAUGAAGCCAGUAUAAUACAUCCUGUUUUCUAAAAAAAAUCUUCUAUACUCUAUAAUUCAAAACAUUCUGCUAAAUCGCUGCACAUGUUUUGGAUCUAAUUACAGCACACUUAAAACAUCUAAUUUUCAUAGUUUGUAUUUCAAAGGCUUUAUCGAUCUCUGUUUCAAUGUAAACAUUCAUCUGUGAUGUUCUCUUAUUUACAUUCUAGUUAAUCUACACUGGUGGUGUCGUCACUGGGAGGUAGAUUUAUGACUAUUGUUUUUAGAUAAAUAUGUAAAUAUUACACAACACGAGAUUGAUUGCACGAUUAAUUCAUGUAUUCAAUUUGCCAAACAUCUAGGCUGGAUAAUGGUUAAAUUUAGCAUUCAUGUUUAAUUAACUCAUUGUCAUCAGAUGUUUUAAUGAACUCAUUGUCAUCAGAUCCAAAUAGUAAACAUGUAUUGUUUUCAACUCCUUUGGUAAACUUGAUGUUCGGAUGUGUGGCUGCCUGUUGUAAUAUUUAUCUAGGCUGUCUAUAACAUGUAGCCAAAUUGCAGAUACAUCAUCUACAUAACAAAAUAAUCGAGAAAAAAAAUAACUUCACAAUUGAAGAUCUGGAAUUAGCAAAAAUCUUUCAGCCCCUGGUAAAGAAGCCAUAUUUGAAACUCAGAUGAUAGCAUAACACAUGUGGGUUUCUGUACAAAUGUUUCACUGUAUCAAUGUAAUAUAUUCAAAGUUCCCUGCACCCAAUCUCCCAAAAAAAUUUGGUACCGUUAAAUUUUACUGCUUUCAGCAGCUGCCUAGGUUGGCUAUAUAGCCUCAUGGAAAUUGUAUUGUCUCCAGUUUCACAUUUUAGUUUACAUAGAAGUAUAAUAAAUAUUAAUUAAUUAUAUUUUUUGUUAUUCUUUAUUGUGUGUAAACUUUAUUAGUGCUGGAAGUCCUGGUGAUGUAUUGUCCCAAGAUGCUUUAUUUUGAAAGUUUCUCAGAGUUCCUUUUUUUGUUGAUAAACUUUCCAACAUAUCCAUGGCAACUUUAUUUUGAAAAUGUUAAGAUCUUAUUUUGUUUGUAAAAGUGGAUUUCAGUAUUAAAUUUGUUCAUUACAAUCUACCAAUUAUUUAUAUUACUACUUCAUUGUUAUUUUUAUUUAUUAAUAUAAAUUCUGUAUGUGAUAGAUAAAUAGUUGAUAAUAUUAAUAUUUACUUUAUUUCAUUUUAAGAUUGUGUAGGACACAAUUAAUUCAAAUACCCUAACAACUGCUACGAGAAGGGUAGAUAAUAUUUUUGAAAUAAAUAGCCUAUGUUUUUAAAUAAUAUAUUAAAGUCUACUCGUAAGAGUUUUCACCCAUUAAUGUUUUGAGAUGAAUCUCGACGUUGCUUGAUUCAUUUAUCACGUGAUAACCGCCGUACCCGCUACACUGUGCCAUUGGCAGCUUACCAACUAAUUUUUCAUUUUACUAUCUGACGUUUAAAACUCAGUCAGAAGAGAAGGAGGUUUUGUGAUUGCACUGCAUAAAUACAUAGAUUUUUAAAAUUGUAUUUCUAUUAUGUGAAAAUUUGUUCAAAUAAAAAUACAAGGUGUGGCAAAAAUUAAAUUAGAUUACGACUAUAACUUUUGCUUUUUUAGAACUUCACAACUAGCCCCUUCAACAAAAUCUCCAACUCGAUAUUCCCACAAUACUCCGCUCCUCUGUCGUUUUCUUCUUGCAUAGAGCAUAGAUAAGAUUUCAACAUAUAGUCCUGUUACUCACUGUUUAACCUCCAGAUACCCAAUUCUUGAAUGUCAGAAAAAUUUGCUUUAAAUUGAACAGUCAUCUUUAACUUCUUAUUCCUCUUUGAACCGCUUAAAUCACUAAAGCUUGAGUACGUGACAAUAUUCAUCACUAUUUACUUGCUUAACAAAGAAGCCCUGCGACAUACUUUCCAAGUUUAAUUAAACAUUUCACAUUAAUUCGUUGCUCUUUAGAAACACAAAGUGUUUUCCAACAAGCAGCCGAUACAUAGUCUGACAUCAACGAAGGCCAUGACCCGACAGAGUGAUCAGCUGGCGUAAUGGAGGGAGGAGAUGUUAUGUGACUGCGGUUUAGCAUUUGACCUUGAGGUCCAUGCCUAGAGAAUAAGUCCGGUUAUUAUAUAAUCAAUCCAGACCUUGUAUAUACAACAUAAGAAUAAAGUCCUUAGAAAAUGUUUGUUUAUUGAAUUGUAAACAAGGGCGUGUCGAAAUUGUGAACACAAAAAAGUCAUAUUUAAUAAAAUCAAUUAAAGUCCUUAAUUCCAAUCAUUUUAUUACAAACGCUUUGGGAGUUGUGUCUCUAUUUUAGCCUGAACAGAGUAUAUUAUAUGCGCUUACGAGUACUAGCAAAGACCGGAGCUGUUGCCUUGAGAGGAAAAUACAUUUGGGUAAAUAUUCCAUUAAUAUGUUUUACUAAUUUUGUCAUGUUUUUGAAAACAUAGUGUUUAGUGCAAAAAUUUGUCUACAGUUGUAAAAAUCUGGACAAGCAUGUGCCAGAUUACACAGAUGCUGUUAGCAGACAAUAAACAAUGAAAUUUUAUUGCUUUGAGAAGUUAUGUUCCCCAUUAUUACGUAGAUACGUACUAAAUGACAUAUGUACAGAAGUAUAUUAUGAUAGCACAUAUUGAUGGUGUUUAUAUAAUGACUAAGGUACUUUGCUGAGGCGCUGAUGCAAAAUAUGGCGUAGUAAAUCAUUUCUUACUGGCAGUAAUUACUUUCCGGAACCCGUUAAUCAGUUUUAACGUAUUAUUGAUUGAUGUAAUAAAAUACCAUCACAAUGAUAAGCCAGUGAUGUAAGUCUUUUGUUCUGGUGAUAAUAAUUUCCCAACAUCAACCGUGUUCGGUCCAUGGUCCACACCAGUAUUAUUCAAGAUUCAUGAAAUGUUGCUUUGAUAAUUUAAAACUAUACAUAUCAUAUUAUAUAGAAGUCGCUAUAUCAAAUUUAGAAAAACUAAAUUACUAAAUUUGUGUUGUUGAUUUUUUGUGUGUUAACUUCAAACCCAAUAAAUAAUUUGAAACUUAUUCCAUAUGAAUUUUAUUUAGAUUAUAGGAUUAUCUUACGUGGUAUAGCUAUAUAAAAUCAUGUUGUACUGUUUUAACAAAAUUUUUUAUAAUUUGUUUUUUAUUAUACAAACCAUUAAAAAAAUUGUGAAUAUUAGUUAAAACCUUUACCACUGUCUUUUUCAAACUCUUCCAUUUGAAGUAAAAUGUACUUUUUUGUAGCAUUAAAAUAUAUUUUUCACUGUAGAAAAAAAUAUAUAUAUAUAUAUUAUUUAGUUUUUAUAGUGUUUUUCAUGGUUCAACACUAAAAAUAUCCUAAAACGGUUAGAUAGGCACAAGGUUUUGUUCUAACUGUGUUCGAGCUAUAAAAUGAAAUAAAUGUAAAAUAUAUUUUCAGUUAUGACAUUGCUAGUCGGGAAAUCCAGUUAUAAUUCCAUGGUUCACUUGUACUUAGUUUUUUGAAGUAAAAUCAGCGCUCAACCUGUUUUUUGAGGUGUACUCAUUUCAUAUUUACCUGGUUGGUUGGUGUUUAAUUUUGUUCCUUAAGUUGAUUGUGCAGACCUUUGACGAUCCUGUCUUGUUCAAUAGACUUAUUUGUAAGAUUAGAAAGUAGCUCUACAAUACAGUGACUAUACUACAGUACAGAAAAUAUUGUUAACACAGUACGUAUUGGUUACAAGUGUUACACAUUUGUUACUCAUUUAUAUAUGCUUUAAAGAUUAAUCCAGCUUUUAAGUGGAUUGAACGGGAUAAUGAACUUGUUCUGUUCUCUAAAACUGUUCGAUGAGACCAGUAACACAGCACUUGUCGUAAUAUAUUUAGACUAACUGGUUCAAAUUAAUUGUUCACUUUAAAACACUGACUGUAGAAGACGCCUUACGGUGCAUAGUCACAGUGAAGGUGUUAAAAGAGGACUUCAAACUUUAUAUGGAAUUUACACACAGUAUAAAAUUAAUAAAAACACACCUUUUACACUUGAACCUGUUGUGCCCUCAGAGGGUUUUAUUCUUAAGAGCCGGUUGUAGUGAAAUGACCUUGAGAAAGGACCAUGUUAAAUCUCACUUUGUCCUUAGUUUUUGUUGUACAAUUAUGGAUGAUGGCUUAUUUUCUAGGUAUGAUCUACACAUACAAACCUUUUUCAGCUUUUUCUAUAGAGUGUAUAGUUUUUGAAUAUUCAAACAAUAUAGUUCACAAAAGUGGGAUUCUUUCCUGAAGUAACAUUUUGGAAAAACUAAAAACAGUUUUGGAUGCACGUUACAUAUAUCUUUAAAAUAAGAUGACAUCUCCAUAAUUAUAUAACCAGAAAUAAAAGUGUAUUGUGAUUGAAGUUUAACAUUGUUCUUAUUGGGCUAAAUUCAGGAUGGUCACCAGUACAGCCAGCUGUUAAUAGGUUUAGUGUAUUUAAAAGUAUUGUAAUUUAGUUGCUACUUAAUGGAUACUUAUCUUAGAUCUCAUUAAACUUGACAUUUGAUUUUGUUUGAUAUACUUGUGUUGUUAACAAAGUACAUGUUCACAUAAAGGAUUGCCUUGAGAACUGAAGAAAUAAAGUUUUUUAAUGAACUGUA